Molecule: messenger RNA, 931 nt
Organism: Amaranthus tricolor (Joseph's coat)
Lineage: Eukaryota; Viridiplantae; Streptophyta; Magnoliopsida; Caryophyllales; Amaranthaceae
Product: MLP-like protein 28
Exons: 2
Coding region: 24-479 (151 amino acids)
Biological process (GO): defense response
Source: RefSeq, a predicted model, not a curated record
UAAAACAUCAAAGAUUGGGGAAAAUGGCUCAACUUCAAAGGGUUGAUGGCCAAGUAGAGCUUAAAUGUCAUGCUGACAUGAACUUUGAUCUUUGGGCUAACAAAAUAAACCUUUUUCUCAUAAUAUGCCCUGAUAAAAUUAAAAAUAUGCAUGUUGAGGGCCAAUGGAAUAAGGCUGGUUCUGUCAUCACCACAUAUUAUGCUAUUAAUAGGGUAAAUAUGUCCCUUAAGGCAAGGGUGUUAGAGAUAGAUGAGAAGAACAAGUUAGUAAGGUACAAAUAUUUUGACGGACUCAUAACAGAGAAAUACUACAAGACCCUUCAAUCCAAGCUACAAGUUAUUCCAAAGGGUAAUGGUUGCAUUGUGAAGUGGAGUAUUGAAUAUGAGAAGAUAAAUGAAGAUUCUCCUGAUGCUAAUGUCUAUAUUGAUUUUUUGAUUGCCAUUGCAAAAGAUGGUGAUGCUUAUCUAUGCAAGGCUUGAUCACUUUCCAAAUCUACUAGCUCUAUAACUUUUGUUUCAGUAUUAGGUUUGCAAAACAAUUAAUUUAAAGACUUAAGUUCCUGAUUAGCGAUUAAUCAAGAGCUAAGUGCUGGUGGAGGCUUGUCUUUAACACCUUGUCAGAUUAUGUAGAAAGAUCUCUUGAGAAGGUGACUGUUCCUACAAAAUGCAACAAGGGAUUAUCAGGGCCCAGAAUGUUUUUCCGGGGACCUACUCCGAUGCCCAAGUCAGUAUCAGUAUGAAACAAGUUUGCCUAAUAGGUCCUUUCAAGAGCACUAUGGCUGCCAGGUGGAUUACUAUUUAGGACUUAUUUAGACGUGAGCUAGUUUGUGUUUAAUUCUGAAUAGUUGUUGUAUUAAGUAUCAAUCAAGACAAUUAUCUUUGCUUUAGAUUUAUCACGAUAGUAUUAAUAUCUUUCUCAAAAUCUGUGUGGG